Messenger RNA from Spizellomyces punctatus DAOM BR117, 711 nucleotides. RefSeq lists its product as uncharacterized. Bases 336 to 677 code for a protein of 113 amino acids. The transcript has a single exon. The record is from RefSeq and is a predicted model, not a curated record. Lineage: Eukaryota; Fungi; Chytridiomycota; Chytridiomycetes; Spizellomycetales; Spizellomycetaceae.
UUAAAAAAUAGCCCAUGCGCUCAUGAAGCAGUAUAUAGUCCAGAUCAUUUACAGCUUCCAUCUUUUAUGAGACAUCUGAAACUUGUCCUCAUCCAUUUUUACAUAACAACGCUAAUCCACACUGCGCUACUAAAUAUAAAAGAGCCUUAAAACUUCGAAAUGUCUCUUCCAAAUGCCCUUGAACGAGAUUGUGAGUUAAAUUGGGAGUGAGGUACGCUGAUUCUCUGAUCACUCACCAUGUCAAAAACCAAUGAGCAGGAAUCAUAACCAUGUUCCGCAAUGACACAGAUCGAAUCAAGUAGGCGCUCCGCCAUACUUUUUAGGGGCAAGGUAAUAUGAACAGGUGUAAAAAAAAAUCAACAAAGUCAGUAAAGACCCACCGAACCAAGCAAGUCGACCUCGAAGUCCGCCAGCGCCAGGUGUUUCCAGGGCGCCUCCAGAUGUAUCGAAAAUUGCUUUCCAACUGCCCACAUAGACCAUGCUGCAAAAUAUUUGAUAUAAGCAACUGGAUCCCAAUACCCAAUCCACGUGCCAUUUUACAACCUUCCCAGGUGCGAAUAGCGAAACGGCUAGGCACAAGCCAUGUUAGGAUACGUUAUAGAGCAACAUAUUUGAACAACAAAUCAAACCUUGCCGUCAUCUCGCAUCGCGGCAACCCUAUUCAAAUGCUUUCGUAGCCAAAUGCCUUGCUGUGACGCUACUUGUGCCGUC